This is a messenger RNA of Acaulospora morrowiae, 161 nucleotides long. The record is from the annotation of a GenBank genome assembly. Lineage: Eukaryota; Fungi; Glomeromycota; Glomeromycetes; Diversisporales; Acaulosporaceae.
AUGGAAAAAGAGAUGGGAGAAACAUUUACCAGCACGAAGACCUACCCUAAAGAGGAAAUAUAUGGAAAGUUACAACAGACCAGCAAACAGCAAGCUGUGGAGAGAUAUCAAACAUUAUCUUUUGGAGGAUACGCCCACAUUGACAAUAGUGAUGAAGACAU